Verticillium nonalfalfae is the source of this 2796-nucleotide messenger RNA. RefSeq lists its product as uncharacterized. NCBI's taxonomy places the organism in Eukaryota, Fungi, Ascomycota, Sordariomycetes, Glomerellales, Plectosphaerellaceae. The transcript is spliced from 7 exons. The record is from RefSeq and is a predicted model, not a curated record. Bases 1 to 2796 code for a protein of 931 amino acids. Gene Ontology annotation, molecular function: protein binding.
AUGUUGGCUAGUUCCAUCUACGUGUUCCUCGCAUCAGCUGGCCUGAUCGAGGCUUCUCUGUUCGGCGCGACGCACGACUCUGUCAAGCAUCACCCUCGAGAUAUAUUCGCCCGGCAGAACCAGGCAAACUGCUUGCAAAAGAACUUGAUCCAGAGCGCCAGUGGUCGUACCGGUCAGGAGCAGGGCACCGCAGGUAUCAAGGCCGGACAGUCGCCGUCCGCAACCGACAAUGACAACUUUAUCAACUUUUGCAAGGGCCAGACCAUCACCAAUGGCGUCCAGAUCAAGACGGGGUCUUGCAACGGCGUUCCCAUGGGCAAGCUCCCCAGCGUCGACAACAUGAUCUCCGCCAUGAUCACGAACCCGCAGCCGGGCAAGACCAUCCCGGCCGAGACGACGUUCAACAUUUCGGUCCAGGUCGCCCACCUCAAGGCCGGCGUGUUUGUCAACCCGACGACAAACUACUACACGGCGCCCCAGGACCUCGACAGCCGCGGCGACAUCAUCGGCCAUUGCCACGUCACCGUCCAGUCCAUCGGCUCGCUCGACUCGACGACGCCGCCUGACCCCAAGCUGUUCGCCUUCUUCAAGGGCAUCGACGACGCCGGGAACGGCCAGGGCUUGCUGCAGGCCGUCGUCACGGGCGGGCUGCCGGCUGGCGUGUACCGCGUAUGUACCCUGAUCGGAGCGGCGAACCACCAGCCUGUCGCCAUGCCUGUUGCUCAGCGAGGCGCGCAAGAUGACUGCACCAAGUUUGAAGUUGUCGCCGGUGGAGGAGGAGGCGGCGGUGGCCAAGGACAGAACCAGGGUGCCCAGGGUCAAGGUCAAGGCCAAGGAAAGGGCAACCAGAACCAAGGUGCUCAGGGUCAGGGUCAAGGUCAAGGAAAGGGCAACCAGAACCAAGGUGGCCAGGGUCAAGGUCAAGGUCAAGGUCAAGGCCAAGGAAAGGGCAACCAGAACCAAGGUGGCCAGGGCCAAGGCAAGGACAACAACGGCCAGACUCAAGGAGGCCAGGGCCAGGCUAAGGGCGACAAUGGUCAAGGCCAAGGCCAGGGUCAAGGCAAGGACAACAACGGUCAGACUCAAGGUGGCCAAGGCCAGACUAAGGAUAACAACAGCCAGACUCAAGGUGGCCAGGGCCAGACGAAGGACAAGAACGGCCAGACUCAAGGAGGCCAGGGCCAGACGAAGGACAACAACGGCCAGACUCAAGGUGGCCAGGGCCAGGCUCAGGGAAAUCAGGGCCAGGCUAAGGACAAGAACGGCCAGACUCAAGGUGGCCAAGGCCAGACGAAGGACAACAACGGCCAGACUCAAGGUGGCCAAGGCCAAGCUAAGGGCAACAACGGUGGCCAGGGCCAGGCUCAGGGAAAUCAGGGCCAGGCUAAGGACAAUAACGUACACAAGGCGGCGGAUACCGUUUCCAAGGCCGCCCAGAUCCCGCAAACGGUGGUAAGGGAAACCAAGCUGCUGCAGGUCCUGUUCAGGGUGGCCGAGGCCGAAACAGGGGCGUUCCCAGAGGGCAUACUGCUACAAAAUAUAGAGAACAAUCGCCUCUUUAACGCAAAGUUUGCAAUGCAUUUCAAAAUAUCACAUCUUAUACUUGCCUUAACUCACUCCAUUGUCGGCGCCUCUGCCCAACCCUCGGGAUCAUCUUCGUGUAAGGCCGCCAGUCCGGCUGAGAAGGCUGUUUACCUUCUAUCGAAUGAAGUCAAGAACAGCGUCAUCGCCUUACCGAUUGGCGUCGACGGCUUGCUUAAGGCUGGCCAGCAGACUGCAACCGGCGGGGCAGGCUCUAAUGCCGUUGAUAGCAGCACAGGGCAGCCUGCUGCCCCGGAUGCUCUAGUGUCUCAGUCUGCCUUGACUGUAGCCGGACAUAGCCUGUUUGCGGUCAACGCCGGUUCCAACACGAUCACCAUGUUCCGCAUAGACAAGAAAGAUUCUACCAAGCUCCAAGUCGUCGGCAGGCCCGUCGCGGUGCCAGGCGAGUUUCCCAAUACGGUAGCAGCGUCUUCAGAAAAUGGAAUUGUCUGUGUCGGAACGUCUGGUGCAGUGGCGGGUGUUUCGUGUGCACCUUUUACGAAGAAUGGCAUAGGUGCCAUGGACAACCUCCGCCCUUUUGACUUGAAGCAGACCACACCGCCCGUCGGACCGACAAACACAGUCUCCCAGGUCUUCUUCUCAGACGACCAGAACACUUUGUUCACUACUGUCAAGGGAGAUCCCACGAAGAACAAUACCGGGUUCCUCUCCUCCUUUGCUGUGCAGGCCAGCGACGAAGGAGCAUGUGCCGCCUCUGUUAGCCAGGAGGAUAGGCGAACAUCCCCAGAGGGCACAGCCGUACUCUUUGGCUCGUCCGUCAUUCCUGGAACCACUGACAUUUUCGUCACGGAUGCUUCCUUCGGUGGCGCUGUACUUUCUGUGGAUGCCAACAACGGCAACACUACUGUCAAAGGCAAGGGGCCCGUGGAUGGCCAAGCUGCGACGUGUUGGGCCACCGUUUCCCCGGCUACGGGCACAGCCUUUGUUACGGACGUUGGAAGGAACAGGUUGGUGGAGAUGGCCACAGCGGAUGCUGAAAUCAUCAGCGAGAUCGACUUGAGCGCUAACGGCGAUCCUGGUCUGAUUGACCUCAGGGCUUCCGGGCAGUUCAUCUAUGCCCUCAGUCCCGGGAAUGGAACAACACAAGCCGCAGUGACGGUCGUGGAUGCCAAAAGCAAGAAGCAGGUCCAGCAUUUACAGUUGGGAAGCAUGGGGGCUGGCAAGAAUACCAUGGGAAUGGCAGUGUUGGCUUAG